AUGAGUACAGGCUCCCUCGGUGGUCGUCAUUUGAGAUGUGAAAUCUGUUCCUUCACGUUUCACCGCAGUGACCACCUCAAGCGCCAUCUACUCAUCCAUAAACCACCUAAACAAUACCGAUGCCAAUUCUGCAGCUCUACGUAUAGUCGCGGGGAUGUUCUUCGACGACACUGGGCUACGUGCGCCAGACGUCUGCAAUCAGGACAGGAGAUUCCCAAGGCGGAUUCUGGAGGUAAACAUAAGCACGCGUGCGAUGCUUGUGCCCGCCUGAAAAAGGCCUGUAAUGGGCUGCAGCCAUGUGCUGAGUGCGAGUUCCGCGGGAGACUGUGUUCUUAUGAACGUUUAACUGGAGGUCAACCGGCCCGGGACAAACGAAGGGAGUUGGCCUCUGUUUAUUCGGAACAGCAGGACUGGGAGACGAAAGGUUUCGGGAGUAUUACCUGGGGUAUCAAUCGGUGGCCCAUGUUCGUGAACCAGAAAGAGACUUUAGAGCGCGAACUCAACGACGGUAAGCAUCCUCCUGACUUUAUGGAUGCUCUUGAGGCUUCUCUUGAGGCCAUCAUCAAAAAGCCUGCUGUCAGUGCGUCCAACUCCGAUGUGUCUAUGACCAAGGAGUCCUCUGAGUCUCCUAAUGGCGGGGGACCUGGUCCCACCCACCAGCAACUGACCGCCAGUCGGCCAAUGUCAACCUCCAGUAUGGCUUGUGAGUACAGUGAUAUGUCCUUUGAGGAUGCGCACACGGGUCCAUCACGCAAGCAACCAAUGUCCCGUAAGGGAAGGACACAAUUGUCGAAGACACCUACGAUGCAACUGGACACGAAUGCCGCCACGAAGAUUCUCUCCGAGGACGAUAUACUCCUAAUCGCCACUCAGCACUGUAAAGCCAUGUCGAGUCAACCCACGUUCUCCGGAAGGUCUGGGGAGGAUGUGGACCUGUAUAUCGAUCAAUGCAGGUUCACAUGGGCAGGAGUCGACUUAGAUCCAGAAGACAGAAAACUGGCCAUAGCUACUACCCCUUAA
Molecule: messenger RNA, 1020 nt
Organism: Aspergillus pseudoviridinutans
Lineage: Eukaryota; Fungi; Ascomycota; Eurotiomycetes; Eurotiales; Aspergillaceae
Exons: 4
Coding region: 1-1020 (339 amino acids)
Biological process (GO): regulation of DNA-templated transcription
Molecular function (GO): DNA-binding transcription factor activity, RNA polymerase II-specific; zinc ion binding
Source: RefSeq, a predicted model, not a curated record